Messenger RNA from Guillardia theta CCMP2712, 2157 nucleotides. RefSeq lists its product as hypothetical. The coding region runs from base 1 to 2157 and encodes 718 amino acids. Lineage: Eukaryota; Cryptophyceae; Pyrenomonadales; Geminigeraceae. The record is from RefSeq and is a predicted model, not a curated record. The transcript has a single exon.
AUGGCGAAGACACGACGCUGGUCUUGCAGCUCCGUGGCAGCUUUCAUCGCUGUGCUCUUGCUCUCUGUAGGCGCUUACUUGGGUAUCAUCGUGAAUACCAAAAGCAAGUAUAGAUCUGCUCUGGCGAGGACUUCUGCCCUUAUACGCUUCAGAUCAAAGCGAUUUGUUUCGACGUACAUAUCCAGCAGAAGGUUUUUGCAUGAUGAGAGCAACAAAAGCUUAUCAACGACGCCUAGGAAAUCUUCAUCCCUUCGCGAUGAUUCUGGAUGUGAUUGUGGAUGUUGUGAAUCAGGAUAUCUAUAUGGUUGCUCCACAUGUUGCCCAUGCGCUGCAGACCCAGGCCCAUGCUCCACACGCCGAACUUACCAUUGCGGCUGUUGCGACGAUGGUUGGCUGUACGGAUGCUCAGGAGUCUGUGGUGGCGCAGGCAAUGGGGUUUGCAGCGAACGAGCAUCGAGUGAGUGUGGAUGCUGUAGCCAGGGAAUUGUCUACGGUUGUGUUGGAACAUGCGGAGAUGCUCCAGGGACCGGUCCUUGCAGUCUCAGAUCUACAGGCUCCUGUGGAUGCUGUGAUUCAGGAUUCUUCUGGGGUUGCAGGGGUAGUUGUGGCGGGACAACGUUCUCCUCUGUGACAUUCGAAUUCAUGACGGAGAAGGCAACCUCUACUCUCACUGAUCUCGCCCUAGAAUAUACUCUGCAACCAAAGCUUCUUGCUCAGGUCGACAUCAUCAAGACUUCUUUCUCGAUGACUGCUGACAUGAUUACGAAUGAAGAUUUUACUGAGGAACUGUUGUUUGACGUAUUCAGGACGGCCACGGGAUUCGUUCCACCUCCCUAUGGGACGGUGAUUCAGGUUGCAUGGGGUGCCUAUGACUUUGUUACUACAUAUCAAAAGACUGGAAGUGUGUGGGAAGCUAGUUUGGAAGUGGUUUCCAACAAUCUAGAUCUCGAUCAAUUCGUAGACGUUGGAAAAGCCCUAUCAGGACAGGCCAAGGCGUCAAAGAUAAUUAAGAAUGCGGUGAGGGCGGCCAACCGUCGCUUCCGGAAGAACAGGAUUGUGAAUGGAAAGCUGCGAACAACAACAGAACCCCUUCUUGUCAAGAUAUCUUUCUUUAUGAAUGUGACAAAUGAAACGCAUCUGCAGUCAAUCCUGGAUGACAUCGGUCAAGAAAAAAUGUUCUCAAAGACAGAGAUGGACCCUGUGAAGUUUGGAUUUUGGGAUGACACCGCCACGUUGGCAGUCGGAUGCAUGUUUCACGACUGUGUUCCACAGGUCAUCGUUCAGCCAUCUUCGGAUGUCUUUCUCAACGUGAGCUUUAGUUAUGCAGCUGCCUCUGAUACUCUUGACUCAACCACACGUGACAUGAUCCGAGCCGUGGUUGCAAAUGUUGCCGGACCUCCGGCUUUACAAAGCGACGUGAUCAUCAACAGCGAAACCAGUGAAUCGGAUUCGUCUACUUUCAUCGAACUUGCCAUUAUGGUCAAAAGCAGGGUAUACACAUCGAUGGCAAUGGAACGGCUGACAGACAUCAACCUCAACGAGGAGGGAGUCAAGGCACAGCUGGGGGUAGACAUGUUCUCAUCGGUGAACUCCAGCUCUUACUCCUCAAACUACACUAUCACUCCUCUCGGCCUUCAGCCAGACCAAACCUCGGUACCAACAGAAGAGACUCCCGUAACAACGCAAGUAACAUCUGCAUCAACUCCAUCGGAAACUGCGAUUAUGAUGACCCCUGAGCCUUCGACCUCACAGUCAUGGGAAUGCACGGAUGGAUACAAGCGAAUCUUGCUAAGCAACACUAUCCUCGGCUCAGAUGGAACGAGCAACAACUUCUCUGCGUGCCUUCCUGACGCAUUAUGGCCGCACAAAUCAGAGUUUACAAGCUGUACGGCCAAGUACAACUGGGAACAGUUGGCACAGAUACCUCAGGACAAAAAAGAUGAUUUCUUUAUCACGGGAGGACUUGGCAAGUUGAUGGUCCCAAAUGUCAUGGAAGUUUGGGUAUGCGAGAAGAAUCAUGUUUGUGCAACAGAGAAUGGUGACAACUUCUUCUGUUUCACCUAUGACGAGGAUCGAGACCUGUUUUACCCAUGGGGAUUGUUGUCAGUCUUGAAGCUAAGGCACAAAUCCAUCUUUGAAGUGCGAAGUCUGCAUUGA